Messenger RNA from Tachyglossus aculeatus (Australian echidna), 2198 nucleotides. It is a transcript of the gene OS9, whose product is annotated as OS9 endoplasmic reticulum lectin. Lineage: Eukaryota; Metazoa; Chordata; Mammalia; Monotremata; Tachyglossidae. Gene Ontology annotation, biological process: retrograde protein transport, ER to cytosol; endoplasmic reticulum unfolded protein response. Gene Ontology annotation, cellular component: endoplasmic reticulum lumen. The record is from RefSeq and is a predicted model, not a curated record.
AUGGCGGCGUCGCCGGCCCUGCGGCCCGGUCCGGUGCUGCUGCUACUGCUACUGUUGGGCAGGGGUUUGGACGGGGCCGCCGGUUCUCUGAACUUGGCGGAGCUGAGCGACAUGCGCUAUGGCAUCGAGAUUCUGCCGCGACCCGUGCUGGGGGGGCAGAGCCGCGAGGAAGAGGUGGUGGUCCUGUCGUCCAGAUUCAAGCAGAAAUACGAAUGCCGCCUGCCGGCCGGCGCCGUCCACUUCCACCACGACGGCCAGGACGAGGUGCCGGCCUACCAGGGGCCCAGUGUCCCCGAGCUGCUCAGGCCCCUGGGGCUGGGCCCCUGCCUGGUGAAGACCAAGGAUUGGUGGACGUAUGAGUUCUGCUACGGACGGCACAUCCAGCAGUAUCACCUGGAAGAGUCUGAGAUUAAAGGUGACAUCCUGUACCUUGGCUAUUACCAGUCGACCUUCAACUGGGAGGAUGAGACUGCUAAGGCCUCCAAGCAGCACCGGCUGAAGCGCUACCACAGCCAGAGUUACGGCAACGGCUCCAGGUGUGACCUGAGCGGGAGGCCCCGGGAGGCCGAGGUUCGGUUCCUGUGCGACCAGCGGGCGGGGCCGGACGGCGGCAGCGACUACAUCGACCGCGUGGAUGAGCCGCAGUCCUGCUCCUACGUGCUGACCGUGCGCACCCCCCGGCUCUGCCCCCACCCGCUCCUCCGUCCCCCGCCCAGCGCGGCUCCCCAGCCCAUCCGAUGCCACCCUGCCCUGCCGCCUGCCCAGUACGGGGAGUUCAUGCGCACCCAGGCCUCUGACUCGCAGUGGCAGGUGGAGGAAUUCCAGCAUCUAGAUAUGUCUGGCAGCAGGGACACAGGCAAGACCGUGCCGGAGGAGAACCCCCAGAACGCCUGGAACACAAAGCCAACGCCUGAAGGCACCCCUCCGCACCUGGAUCCAGAGCCCAGGCCUGAGGUGGAACCGCCGAACCCCAAGCCCCCGAGCAGUCUCCGCAGGAACGUUCAGAUUAAGGUCAUCCGAGGCCCCCGGGACCUGGUCCAGUUCAUUGAGGAGCUGAAGGACAUCGCAAAGAAGGAGAAUACGGCCCCCCGGCCUCCCUCAAAGCCACAACCCGAGAGCCCCCCCAAGCUGGCCCAGCAGGAGGAGGGGAAAGAGGUGGAAGAACUCGAGGAAGAGGAGGAGAAGGAGGUGGCGGCAGCAGUGGGGGAGGAGGAGCAGGAGCAGCAAGAGGAGGAGGAAGAGGAGGAGGAGGAGGAGGAGGAUGAAGAUGUGGCGGUGAGCGGUCUGGACCUGUUAGGGAGGCUCCAGCGGGAGCUGGAGGAGUCUUUGCUCCCAGGCGUCCGCCCCCAACCGCAGCCAGAGGCGGGGGCCGCUGCCCACUUGGAGCGGCAGCAAGACCUGGAUGGGGGUCAGCAGGAGGCCGAGCGGGAUGCGGGGCCAGAGGGACGGCCCGGACCGGCCCAGCGGGCCCGAGCGUCCCGAGCCCUGGUGGCCACCCUCAGCAGACUGAUGCAGAAACUGGAUGCUGACCGGGCCGCCUCGCGGCACGGGGAGGGAGAGGGGCAGGGAGAGCGGCAGGGAGAGGCCUCCUCUCAGCCUCCCUCGGCCCCCGAUGUUCCAGGUAAAAUAGAGAUCAAGAUUGUGCGGCGGACGGGGGCCGGGGGGGCCCUGGAGGACGAAGCCCAGUGGCUUUCCGACGAAGACAGUAGGGAUCUCAAGGAGAUUUUUUUCAGCAUUCUGAUCCAGGGUGUGGAGGAGGCUCAGCAGGAGCGUCAGAGACAGCAGCAGCUGGAGAACAACUACCGUCGUGUGUGGGGACCACGGGGGGCAGAGGGCACUGGGGACCCAGACGAGUUUGAUUUCUAAUACCCUCUUUCCCCCUUCACCACCCCCUCGCCCCACCCCUGCCCCAUCUCUCCCUCUCCCUUCCCCUUUCCCCCAGGGCUUGGCAGUGGAGCAGUGCUUGGGCAGGGAGGGCAAUAGUUCUGGCAACGACUGGGGUUUGGGAAGGACGUUCUCUGACCUGCCCCGGACUUCCCUUCGGGGAGGGGUGGGUCCUCCCUAUUUGCAACCAUCUGCCCGUGUCCAUCUUAUUCAGCGCUUGCCGGUGGAGGAAGGUGACCCCGUGGCUUGGGGUGGUGGUGGUGGAUUUUGAGGUCGCUCCAGUGUUGUUUCUGAAUAAAAUGCCCUGGAUCCAG